GUGACUGUUUACCCUGGCUAUCCUGCGAGUCUCGAGUCUCGAGGACAAACCGAAGGCCUGUUGGUGAACUCCUUUCGCAUCCAGAUAAUGUUUUGUGCACCCCGGAAAUGAGGGCCGGCUUUUUUGCGGGAGAGGCCGUUUUCCUCUAGAUAGAGGACUGUCUUAACACGAGUUCUCCAGUAUUUAUCCACGCUGUUAGGUAGCAAGCUUCACGUCAAGGCACACUUAGAAGUAGAGACUGAGUUAUUUUUAUUUCAAGUACCGCACGGUAUUGUGCGUUACUUACAUGCCUGAGGAACUUUUACAGAGAUAAAGGUCUGACUGGCCUUCAGAUCUUCAUCCUUGGUUAAGGAAAUGACCAACCAGUACAGUAUUCUCUUCAAGCAAGAACAAGCCCACGAUGAUGCCAUUUGGUCAGUUGCCUGGGGGACAAACAAGAAGGAAAACACUGAAACUGUGGUCACAGGAUCCCUGGAUGACCUGGUGAAGGUUUGGAAGUGGCAUGAAGAGAGGCUGGAGCUACAGUGGAGUCUGGAGGGACAUCAGCUGGGCGUGGUGUCUGUGGACAUCAGUCACACCCUUCCCAUUGCUGCAUCCAGCUCUCUUGAUGCUCAUAUUCGUCUCUGGGACUUGGAGAAUGGCAAACAGAUAAAGUCUAUAGAUGCAGGACCCGUGGACGCCUGGACUUUGGCCUUCUCCCCUGACUCUCAGUAUCUGGCCACCGGAACGCAUGUGGGGAAAGUGAACAUUUUUGGUGUGGAAAGUGGGAAAAAAGAAUAUUCUUUGGACACUAGAGGAAAAUUCAUCCUCAGUAUUGCAUAUAGUCCUGAUGGAAAAUACCUGGCCAGUGGAGCCAUAGACGGAAUCAUCAAUAUUUUUGAUAUUGCAACUGGAAAGCUUCUGCAUACACUGGAAGGCCAUGCGAUGCCCAUUCGCUCCUUGACCUUUUCCCCCGACUCCCAGCUCCUCGUCACGGCUUCCGAUGAUGGCUACAUCAAGAUCUAUGAUGUACAACAUGCCAACUUGGCUGGCACACUGAGUGGCCACGCAUCCUGGGUGCUGAACGUUGCCUUCUGCCCUGAUGACACUCACUUUGUCUCCAGUUCAUCUGACAAAAGUGUAAAGGUUUGGGAUGUUGGAACAAGGACCUGUGUUCACACCUUCUUUGAUCACCAGGAUCAGGUUUGGGGAGUAAAAUAUAGUGGAAACGGAUCAAAAAUUGUGUCUGUUGGAGAUGACCAGGAAAUUCACGUCUAUGACUGCCCAAUUUAAACACCAGCAUCUUCAGGGCCAGUGCCAGAGUAUGCAGGGUUGAUUGUGACAUUCCUUGCCUUCUUAGGCACACUUAAAAUACAGCAUAUAUUGUAGUAAAUUUUGUAGCUACAGUAUAAAGUUUUUCCUGUUUUAUUGGAAAUGUUGCUCAUAUUUUAAUGUAAAUAAAGCAUUCUUAAUGCAAGCACCUG
Molecule: messenger RNA, 1463 nt
Organism: Microtus ochrogaster (prairie vole)
Lineage: Eukaryota; Metazoa; Chordata; Mammalia; Rodentia; Cricetidae
Gene: Skic8
Product: SKI8 subunit of superkiller complex
Cellular component (GO): Cdc73/Paf1 complex
Molecular function (GO): protein binding
Source: RefSeq, a predicted model, not a curated record